AUGAAACCUGGGGCGUCACAUGGGCCUCUUCUUCCUCAGAAGCAGUUUUAUCAGGAAUCGCAAAGGCAACAACCACCGCGUCAGAUGUUUAUGAUGUUAGCUGUGGAAGCUGAGGCGAACGACCAGGUUAUUACUGGCAAGGUUAUUGUUUCUUCCGUUCCUGCUUUAUCACUCUUUGACUCUGGAGCUGCCCAUAGUUUCUUGUCUAGUCGAUUUGCAAGUACCUACUCUUUUCCUAUAACUCCUCUGACUACGGACUGGAAUAUAAAUAUUGGCAGUGAUAUUUUAGUAGCAUCCAGUGGUUAUGAAGCAUGCCCGGUGGUCAUCAGCGGGAGAGAGCUCUUUGCAGAUUUUUUGGUGAUUGAUUUGUCGAGCUUUGAUGUAGUAUUUAGGAUGGAUUGGUUGGGGUCAUUCUUUGCCACCAUUGAUUGUCGUCGUCGGAGUGUAGUAUUUGAGAUACCGGAUCACCCGAGGUUUGAAUUCCUCAGUAGCAGUACAUCGGCUAGACCGGUAGAAUAUAGAGCUAGACCGGAGAAGGUGAUGUUUGCUGCCAUGCAGGUGGAACCCGAGAAGCCAAUUGUAGUUCAGGAAUUUGAAGAUGUAUUUCCUAAUGACAUUUACAGGUUGCCAUCGGAUUGA
Molecule: messenger RNA, 639 nt
Organism: Asparagus officinalis (garden asparagus)
Lineage: Eukaryota; Viridiplantae; Streptophyta; Magnoliopsida; Asparagales; Asparagaceae
Exons: 2
Coding region: 1-639 (212 amino acids)
Source: RefSeq, a predicted model, not a curated record